Messenger RNA from Mustela lutreola (European mink), 8085 nucleotides. RefSeq names its product Myb/SANT DNA binding domain containing 1 (gene MSANTD1). NCBI's taxonomy places the organism in Eukaryota, Metazoa, Chordata, Mammalia, Carnivora, Mustelidae. Gene Ontology annotation, biological process: positive regulation of DNA-templated transcription. Bases 1900 to 2697 code for a protein of 265 amino acids. Gene Ontology annotation, cellular component: nuclear body. The transcript is spliced from 4 exons. The record is from RefSeq and is a predicted model, not a curated record.
UAUGAGCCACUUGGGACGUUGCAAUCUGGCCAUCCCAGGGCCACGUGGCUUGGGCAUUGUAUCCGGCUCCAUGUGUGUCCCGCCCUACGGGGUCAUCAGAGCUGGCGCAGGGCUGGAGCCCUCAUGUGGUCUGGGAUCUGGCCGCUGAGCUCUCCUCAGGGCCCUGUUGGCAACCAAGCUCCUGGCCUGCCUAUUUGCACUUCGAAGUCUUCGCCUCAGAAGACCUCACAGGUCCCCAAAGUCUUGCCUACUCCCCUGAAUGGGGAGCUGCACUUCUUAAUUCUGGGUGGGCCCCUGCUCGGGAGCCGUGACAGUGGGUGUUGUAAUCUUGGGGUGCAGCUGUCCUACCUCCAGCCUGCACUGACCACAACCCCAGGUGGCAGACUGAUCUGGCAGGGUACUGUGUCUAUGUUCACUCCUGUCCCGUUCACUCCUGUGGCCCCGCAUCCUGCACCACAGUGGGUUCCACACAGGCAACACAGGCAACUUAGUCCCUGCCCUCAGGGUGGCAGUGUGGCCAAAUGCACAGAUCUCCCCAGGCUCUGUGGCAGCCCCACACACUGCCUUGCCCUGCACUGGGACCAUGCUGGAGCACUGGGCAGCAGGUGCUGGCUGCUCAUUCCAACGGCCUACACAUUUGAUGGGGCGACUUCAGCUCCCUAGAUCUGACUGCUCAGUGAUCCAGUUCCAAGGCCUCUGACAGGCCCUAUGAGCUUCCAAGACUCUCUCCCCCUUCCUGGUCCAAGCACAGACAGCCAGACACUGCCUGGGGCACCUGAGCACACCUGGCCUACUGUUUUUUCCAGAAAGCAGGGUCCCAGAGCCUCUGGUUUGAGUGGCUUUGCUGUUGCCCACACCCCUGUAGCAGAGGCACCCUCCUCUGAGCCUCUGGAACUCUGCCGGGCAUGGUGGAAGCAUCUGGCCUCACCCCCCAGGCAGCCUGGUGGAAUACAACACCGUGGGAGGAAGCAUUCCACCUGGGCCACUGGGCGCAGAUGUGGUCCUGCUUUGUGACAUCCCCACGACUCCUCUUGGAAAGCCAUGAGCACGUUUCCUGCAGUUUCCACUGAUCUAGGCUUCAACAGCCCGGCCCCUGUCUGCCUGGAUGGCACUUCCCCACCAGCCUCUCAAGCAGGAAACCUGGAGGCCACUCCCAAUGGUCUGCUCCUUGCUGGCCAUGUCCUCUAGGGAGCCUGGGGUUCCCAGGCCAAGGGGCACUUGGGAUGUGGGUGGGCCAAGGGGAGCCACUGGUGCAGGGUUGGGGCCUGCCCACCAAGGCAGAGGGCUGACAGGUAAGGGUCUGGGCCCCCCAGGGAUGUAGGGAAAAGGGCAAUGGUGCUAGCCUGGGGAGCUGGGCCUGCAGCACCCUGCCACCCCCACCACACACACAGCAUACCCACCCCACAGUGCUGGGCCGCAGCUUGGAGCUUCCUCCCACUGUGAGCUGGGCCAUCUGAGGCAAUCAUUGCCCCCUUCCAGUGGGACAGCGCCCACCUUCUGGCCCCGCCCUCCAGGGCUCAACCCUGCCACCCCCAUGCCACCCCCGCUCCCCACCAUACUUUGCCACAUUCCUUGAGCUUCCCUGCAUUUGCCCAGGACGGUGUGUUUCCACUGUUGAACUCACCUGCCCACUGUGAUGGGCUUGGCUUGUAGGUGUCUGCUCUUGGUAGGCGCCAGAGGCUUCUUGUGGGCACACCUGCUUCCUACCCUGGGCCUGCCUGGAUGGGCCCCCAGCAUGUGGAGUAACUCCUACCAAGCAACAGUUCACAGGGCCCACAGCCGUAUGGCCACACGGGUGCCCUGGCUUCCCACUGAGGCUUGACCACCCUUCUUCCUGCAGGUGCUGCCGGAUGCCCAGCCCCUGGCCCUCUGCUUUCCCAUCCCUCAGAGACUGAGGCCAUGCAGCUGUGCCAAGGUGCCUCCAGCAUGGCGGCGGCUGAAGUACCAGGCUACCUGGUAUCCCCGCAGACGGAGAAGCACCGGCGCGCCCGCAACUGGACGGACGCCGAGAUGCGCGGCCUCAUGCUCGUCUGGGAGGAGUUCUUCGAGGAGCUGAAGCAGACCAAGCGCAACGCCAAGGUGUAUGAGAAGAUGGCCAGCAAGCUGCUGGAGAUGACAGGGGAGCGCCGGCUGGGCGAGGAGAUCAAGAUCAAAAUCACCAACAUGACCUUCCAGUACAGGAAAUUAAAAUGCAUGACAGAUAGCGAGUCCGUCCCGCCCGACUGGCCCUAUUACCUAGCCAUUGAUAGGAUUCUGGCCAAAGUCCCCGAGUCCUGUGAUGGCAAACUGCCGGAUGGCCAGCAGCCGGGGCCCUCCACGUCCCAGACCGAGGCGUCCCUGUCGCCGUCUGCUAAGUCCACCCCUCUGUACUUACCGUAUAACCAGUGCUCCUACGAAGGCCGCUUCCAAGACGAUCGCUCCGACAGCUCCUCCAGCUUACUGUCCCUUAAGUUCAGGUCAGAUGAGCGGCCCGUGAAGAAGCGCAAGGUGCAGAGCGGCCACUUGCAGAAGAAGAAGCUGCGGCUGUUGGAGGCCAUGCUGGAGGAGCAGCGGAGGCUGAGCCGCGCCGUGGAGGAGACGUGCCGCGAGGUGCGCCGCGUGCUGGACCAGCAAAACCUGCUGCAGGUGCAGAGCCUCCAGCUGCAGGAGCGCAUGAUGAGCCUGCUGGAGAAGAUGAUUGCUAAGUCCAGCGCAUAGGGCCAGUGACACCGUGUGGGCCAUCUGUGCCAGGCCGGGACCCGGGGUCGGAACGGACGGCCUUCCGCUCACCCUGGGCUGCUCUGGGGAAGGGAGGCCGCGACUGCCAGUCUCACUCCAGCCGGGUACUUCAGAAGAACUCCUGGCGUCUGUCCUCCAACACCGUCACCAUCAGUGGUACUUGCAGUGGCUUUUGAUACUCGCUGUGUGAUUUCUUGUGACUCCCUGGAAGCAGAACUCACGUUCUCAGCUCACAGGUUGAUCAGUUCCAAACACGAACAUCAACAGGGACAGGCCGGUGACAGCUUCAGGCCUGGAGCAGAAACCCUCCUGUAGGGGAGACGGCGGUCUCGUCUGACCCUGGGCCGAAGCCCAGAGAGCCCGCCGCCCUCACCUCGGAGCGCUGGGUCCUCCGAAGGCCUCCCCAUGAGGACACUAACAGAACAAGGCCAGGUGACCAUGUUUCAGUUCUCUGGGCCCAGGGAGGUGGCACCGAUGAGACAGAGACCUGGCCUCAUGCACUCACACUCUGGUUGGGGAGGCAGCUGAGCAAGGAGGGCAAAGUCAUGAUAGCAGGCUGUGGUCGGCGCCGCACGAGGAGGGAAGAGCAAGGACGAGAAGGGACAAGCUCACCUCCCCGCCUCUAUUCUGUCACCAGGAGGAAAACCUUUCCAGACUAUUUUCUGCUGGCUUCCUCCUAAGUCUUGUUGGCCACUGGGGCUUUGGUUUCCCAGCUGCCAGGGAUGCAGGGCUCCCUGCCUGGGACUGGCAUAUUGCUGCCCACACAGCAGGGUUCUGAGACGACCGGGCUGGUGACUUGGUUUGACUUACGAUCCAGGAAAGCGCCUUCCGGGUGAAGGCAGAUGUCCUGCCAGGAGUCCUUCCCAGCCAUCCUGGUGUGAUAGCAGCCAGCUCAUCUGAUGCUGCUGUGGUCGCCCAGGGGGUAUGAGGCCACCCCAGGCCUGGCUGCGGUGGGCAAGAGACUAGGCAGCCAUGGAGCCCAGAGGGGCCAGAUGCCCCCCAGCUCGGCCACCUUGGGGACCCCCCUGGCACACACACCAGGGACUCCAGCCACACUGCUUUGGGACCAAAGGCAGUAGUGCAGUGAAGGUGUGACCAGUGGUUCUGCUGAAGUGUGAACUUGUCAAUUUCUGCCAAAAUAGCCAGUGUCCCACCAAGGCCAGUCUUGGCUAGCAGCGCAUCUGUGAACCUGUGCUGGGGAGGUAGGCACAGGACAAGCCUCAGCAACCGCUGCAACGGAGACCUCAGGGGCAUCGUGUGCUGCCGACAUGAGCUGGGGGCUGGUUUCAGGCUGUGCCUGAGCAUCACCUAGGUGGCAACAGACUGCGGCUGUGCAUGACCGUCCUGGAGCUCCUGGGGCCGUGGCCGUGGCCGUGGCGCACCAGUGUUCCCAUAGCUGCGGAAGGCUGCGGGCACAUGUGUUAUGUAGCAUUUCUGCCUUUGUACUUAGGGGUCAUUUGCACUGUUUUAUUUUCCCAGCUGUCUCACUGAGCAUGGAGUCCAUGCUCACUCUCUCCAUGUCUCGCUGAAUUGGUGCUGCCACAUGCUCCAUUGGGCUGGAGCAGGGCAGGCGCAAUCUGGCGGAGGUCAGUAGUGCAACUGCCCAUGUUUCUCCCUCCAUAAACUGUAUCUGUCGCGAGUCUCUGAUUUCUUCUGUAGUUACAGAAGGAUGUUGUGGGGGGGGGAUGUGGCCAUAUUGGUAAACGCUAAGCUAUUUGAUAAGAUCCAGCAAGACCGUCUGUUAAUACCAAAAACUGAAAUCAGGAACCAGACAAACAUGCAUCCUUUCACCUUUAUUAUUAUUUAACGUUGGCAUUUUUAGCUAAUGCAUUAAGACAAACAAAAAAAAAAGCGGGAUAAAAGAAAUGAAAAUUACCUUUAUUUUCAGAUGAUAUUUUUCUAUUCCCAGAAAGCAGAUACACAAGAGAUCAAGAGCUCUUUAAACCACCCUGAACAUGUGGAUUAUGAGAACGGAAUAUUCUGCUCAUAGUCAUGCUUGAGAACUGCAGGGAAUCUAUGAACAAGUUUAACCAGAACGGUCCAGGAUCAACACAAAGGAAGCUGUGGUUUUACCGUAAAAUCUAAAACAAUUCCUGAGCGUGUGUGGAAACCACAUACCUCUAAAUGCUCCCAAGUAGUGUCAUCAUUUUAUUAAUGUAAUUCCAACAAUAUUCUCAGUAACAUUGUGGGGUUUUGUUUUAAAAUGGAAGAAAGCUUUUUGUUUUGUUUUUUAAAGUGGGCCCCACACUCAGGGCAGAGCCCGACAUGGGGCUUGAACUCACGACCCUUGAGAUCAUAACCUGAGCUGAGAUCACAAGUCAGGUGCUUCACCGACUGAGCUGCCCCAGCAAGCCCUGAAGAAAGUAUUUGUAAGUUCAUAUGAAAAAAGAAUGGGGCAAAGAGUCUGAGGCCAAAGGAUGGAAAGAGACCACCCAACCUCAUGUAGCACCGGGAAGGCUGUGCUGUCUGUCUGAACCAGAAAAACGUCAAGAGACAGGAGCCCAGAUGCUGCGAGGAAUGAUGGGCCCUGUCGUGAGUGGACGGGUGUUGGGGGGGGGGGGACUGAAGAUGUCACCACUUGUGUUCCUGUGUACCCUCACAACCAACACUGACGCCCAACAGACGACUGUAUGAGAAAUUAAACCUAAGACUUAAAAAUUAUACUCAUUUCAAAAUAACAAUAAGCCCAUUAUAUGUUGACAUCAACGACAACUGCAUGAAAAGUACAUUUUCUAAAACAAAAGGUUUUCGCAGGAAGAGGGGCGUUGUGUUACACGCCCCUCAAUCUCUGGCAGCAGGCUGCCCCCAGUGCUGCCCCGAGCAGCUCCCGAUUCCGUGGGCCACAGGAUAUGCAACCGUCCACAGAAGAUCCCACGCCACAUGGAUAGGUAUUUGGAAAAGAAAGGGAUCUUUCGCUGACACCUGUGGGCCACUGUGCACACCCGUCCUGGAGGACUCCCCUGUCGUGCAGGCAGGUCGCCACAUGAACUCAGUCCAUAUGGUGCCCUGGGGAGCCCCGCCGUGCACUGGGCACAUCAUCCCGUUGCACCGAGUCAGGCCCAUCUCUGUGCCCAUGGCAUGGCAGACCCCCACAGAAAUGUGCUCUCAUCACUCUCCUGGCUGCUAACCAGCAGAGCUGUUGCUGGGACAGGUGGUCAGGCACGGGGCUGUGGGGGCAGCUCUUUUCCUUCUGAUCUCAGUGCAAAAGCAGGAGUUUUGGCUCUGGUCAUCACGACCACAUGAGUUGUUCUCCCGGCGGGGAUGGCUGUCUGUUUCCAAGAGGCACCCAAGUCCCUUCAGGUGAAAAGCGUGUUCCCGUGAAGAAUGUGUCCUGCUGUCCAACAAGAGCUCCCUGGUGUCCAGCAGGAGUCCCCGCGCUGACCGACCCUGUGCUAGCUGCCUUCUCCAGGACUCCAAGCCCAGACACUCACACCACAUGCAGGCCUAGCCCCUGUCCGUCUCGGGUGGGCCCAGUGGGACCCCACACGCCCCCCUCAGGUCAUCUACCUACUUCCUGAAGAUGUAACUAGACCAAAGCAUGGUCCCAUCCCCUGAAUGGCUCUGGAGAUGCCUUCCCUUCCAGGAGUGUGGUUUCCUGGCACAUCUCGGCUUGGCUUCCGAAACACAGAUGCAUCAUUGAGAGCAAUGGGGGACUCUCCAGCUCUGUCGAUGGGGGACACCAUUUGCAGCCACUGUCCCACACUGGAGCAGACCCACAGGCCCCGGGAACAGUGGUCCCCCACGGACCUCAUAGGGCACUAGGUCACCAUCACCGCUGUCUUCCCAGGCGAUAUCCCUGCUCCAUGCCACUGCUGGUCUUCAGGGACCCCCGCCCCCCACAAUGUCCUGUUUAUCCAGAGUGGUGACCCAUCACCGGGUCAGGGCAGGGGAAGAGGAGGGAGCAGGUGCAGGGGCCCCAAGGUGAACCACGCAUGUGUGUUGAAAGAGGAGGGAGGAGAGAAUCCUGGAGAUGCAGAGGUCAUCUCCCCCGGAGCGCUGUGGGACUUCGGCAGCCUCCAGAGCCACGGCCACUCCCUGCGACAAGGGUGAGGGCGUGCUGGCCUCUGUGGGCCGGGCAGCCACACGCACCUCAUUGGACAUCCUGUGGAUGUUCUGACCACAGCUGCGAGUGGGCCGGGGCAGGAGAAGAUGCUGGCUCACCCUCUCCAGGACAGGUGGAGGACACCCGUGUUUGGGAGCGGGCCAUGCCGUCUUUGGCAGGUUACGGCUCUCCUUUUGGAAAACAGCCUUUGGUGCCAGGCUUUCUGGCCUCAGGCAACCAGGGAUCUCUUGGUCUCCAGUGAGCCCUUCCUGGGUACCCUGGUGUGCAUGGGUGACACGCUUGGGGAGUAGGCAUGUGCAUCUGUUUCCACACUGAGCCUCUGUGCCUGCCCUGAUUAGGGUCACAGGCACCUUCCCCAGGGGCCAUCCGUGGGGCUGCUCCCCUGCCAAGGGACAGAUCCUUCCAGGCUCUUGGGAGUGGCAUGGUGGACAUCUCUGUGUGAAAUGUGCUCGCUAACAGGUGUUCUUAAAACAGACAAGACAGGUCUAGGGGAACUCAAAGUUGACCAGGAAAGUCCCCACGUUAUGCUCCCAGGUGAGGGAGGGGUCCAGUGUCACAGCACCAUCCGCGGACAAGGCUGGCCCUCCACUGCCGAAUGGUUUUGGAAUACUGUUAAAAACAAGUUGCCCAGGGACCCCUGGCUGGAUCAGUGGGUGGAGUGAAUGGCUCUUGAUCUCAGGGUUGUGAGUUCAAGCCCCACACUGAGUGGAGAGAUUACUAAAAAAUAAACUUUAAAAACCAACCGAUAAAUUGCCCCCAGAUGUGUGUGUCUCCAUCCACAGUCUGCCUUCUGUCUGUGAGCGAUCAUUUCUGUUCUUGUGUCAACAUGUAACAGUUGUAACUACAGUAAGUCUUGAAAUCUGACAUUGUCCAUCUUUCAACCUUGUUACUUUUUUUACAAAUUACUUGAAUAUUUUAAGUCCUUAGCAUUUCCACAUAAAUUUUUUAAAUAUAGAAAACGACACACAGUGUAAAAUCUACUGUUUUAAUCAGUUCCGUGAACCAGCAAGUCAGUUCCCACGGUGGCAAGCACGCCUGCCCUCCACCCUCCCUGACUGACCUUGUGUCCCCAGGGAGCAGCAUCCUGCCCUUCUCCACUCCUGGCCCUUGACACCUGGUACCUGACUUUCUGCCUCCAGGCACUCAACUCUCCUAGGCCAGGCUGUCAUGAGAGGGUCGCACAUCUGGACGCAUCCUCCAUGUUCACCCGUGUGGCAGCAGGCCCACCAGCCUGCGUGCCCACCAGCGGAGCACGUGGGUCCCCUUUCCCCACAUCCUCACCAACACUGGUUCUUUCCACCCUU